Messenger RNA from Mugil cephalus (flathead mullet), 8025 nucleotides. RefSeq names its product dedicator of cytokinesis 10 (gene dock10). Gene Ontology annotation, molecular function: guanyl-nucleotide exchange factor activity. NCBI's taxonomy places the organism in Eukaryota, Metazoa, Chordata, Actinopteri, Mugiliformes, Mugilidae. The record is from RefSeq and is a predicted model, not a curated record. Gene Ontology annotation, biological process: regulation of cell migration; positive regulation of GTPase activity; small GTPase-mediated signal transduction. The transcript is spliced from 57 exons. The coding region runs from base 558 to 7205 and encodes 2215 amino acids.
UGCAGAAGAAAAAAAAAUCUGAAAAAUUAUUUAGGUUUGUGUGUGUGUGUAAGUGCGCAAGACUGCAUGUGUAGCAGCUGGUUCUGGUCAGCUGACAGUUAUUGCAGACUGUGAUUUGUUGGAUGUGCUGGGCUGGGCUGAACCAUGCACAGCUGCAGCCAGUGAGUGAGUGAAUUGGAGGGAGAGAGAGAGUGAGGGACAGAGAGAGAGAGAGAGAGAAAGAGGGGCAGAGAGGGAGGCAUGUAAGGCUGCCAGUGUGUAAACCUCAGCAACAGCAACAUUAGGAGUUGGAGACUGGAGCAGAGCGAGGGAAAACAGAUAAAGCGUACAGAGCUGGUAGCAGUGAAGCUGGAGGGUGAGGUGAGGCUGCACAGAGGUUAGGAUGGAGCCUUAGUUCUUGCAUUGGGCUUCAACGGAGCACAGCAGCAGCAGCACCGCUGGCUGGACCAGGGGCUGAACUUUAAACAGCAGGGCAGGGCUGCUGAGCUCACACAGACAUCUAGGUGAGGCCUGGACGGGAUCAGGCUGGACAAGCAGCAGGAGUCUGCAGCAGGAUUAUGGGUUGCUCGGCCAGUGUGGUCCUACUCCUGCGCUCGGUGGGUGGAGCGGACUGCGGCCACAUAUGUUCACGACAAGACCAGAUGUCAGUGGAGGCCGCCACACCCACCCUGGAGGGCUACACCACCACCUCAUCACCAGUGACCAUCAUUGUAAUGCAAGAGAAGCCUAAGCUGAUUGAUCCUCUUGACUAUGAGGCCGUCAUCUCUGAACUGAGUGAUGAGUUGAAGGAAGAUCCUCUCCGAGACCUCCUCCUGUUUCCUGACAAUGAUUUCUCGGUAUCUACUGUGCCUCAGGAGAGACGGACGCUCAAGUCAACCGUUCCUGAGGGGGCAGAACAACAGGCCGAAUGUCUGCUGGUCAGACAGGCCUGUAAGUAUUACAACUCUGAGCUAAACGUGGUCCAGUUCAAGUAUGAUGACUACGCCGGAGAUUACCGUCUACUGCCAAGGAAACUGUACAAAGCAGAGAAGCUGCCAUCACAUUCUUUUGAGAUAGACUAUGAAGAUGUGGACAAGGAUGAGGACACCACCUCCCUGUCCUCGUCCAAAGGAGGAGGAGGAGGAGGCGGAGGUGGCGGAGGAGGGGGAGGGAUCGGCGUGUUUCGUUCAGGCUGGCUGUACAAAGGGAAUUUCAACAGCACCGUCAACAACAGCAUCACAGUUCGGUCAUUCAAGAGGAGGUAUUUCCAGCUAACCCAGCUGACAGACAACUCCUACAUCAUGAACUUCUACAAAGACGAAAAGAUUUCUAAGGAGCCCAAAGGGUGCAUCUUCCUUGACUCAUGCACGGGUGUGGUACAGAAUAACCGCCUGAGGAAGCACGCCUUCGAGCUGAAGAUGAACGAGGUUACGUACUUCGUGCUGGCCGCGGAGAGCGAACAAGACAUGGAGGAGUGGAUUAGCACGCUGACCCGCAUCUUGCAGAUCAGCCCGCCUGACGGGCCCGCUCCAGACCGCAAGAGUCUGGACCUCACCGAACAUCGGCAGGAUGUGUUCGACCUGUCGAUAAGCGACGCAACUUUGCAGGAAAAUGAAGAAACUACAGAGAAUGGCAUCAAUCCAGAGCUAGCAAAGUACAUCUCGGAGACGGACGAAGGAAUUCGCUCUGCCAGGAGAGAAGAGCGGUUAAAUCUGUUCUCCCUCGACCCUGACACACCCGUUCUGAGGAGCCCUCGGACUGAACAUUCGUCAGCUGAAAACACGCCGGUGCGCCCGUUUGAGGAGAAGCUGGGCAGGAGGUUUAUGAUAACUUGCAAAUCCCUCAACCUCAUGCUGCAGGGCUGUGUGAGCGAGAGUGAAACUGGACCAAUCACCAAUAUCGAACCCUUCUUCGUGUCGCUGGCUCUGUUGGACGUACGGGAAGGGAGGAAGGUGUCUGCAGACUUCCAUGUCGACCUCAACCACGAGACGGUGCGACAGAUGCUCGGGGGCUGCUGUAAUGGGACGGGGGGCACGGGCACGGGCGUUGGAGGUCAGGAGAAUGGCUUGUCCUCCCCCGCAGAGAAGAAGCUGGGCGACUGUUACCUCAGCCUGGACCUGGAGCACUGGCUUUGCUUUCCCAAACAGGCCAUUUUCUCCGUGACCAACCCCCACACAGACAUAGUGAUGUUGGCAAGAGUGGAAAAGGUCCUGAUGGGAAAUAUCGCCUGUGGCACUGAACCUUAUAUCAAGAACACGGACUCCAGCAAGACUGUUCAGAAAAUAUUGAAGUCCAACAAACAGUUCUGCAGUAAACUGGGGAAGUACCGUAUGCCGUUCGCCUGGUCCAUCAGGCCAGUGUUUAAGGACAACCAUGGGGCACUGGACCGAGAGUCUCGUUUCUCGCCUCUAUUCAAACAAGAGAGUAACAAGAUUUCCACAGACGACCUGAUUAAGCUGGUGGCUGAAUACAGGAGGGCUGAGAAGACCAGCAAAAUGCAGACUGUUCCCGGGACGCUCGACAUCUCAAUGGACUACAUUCCAAUGGAGCAUCCCAAUUGCGUGACGUCCUCCUACGUGCCCGUGAAGCCCUUUGAAGACCUGAGCAAGAACCAGCCGACGGUGGAGGUGGAGGAGUUCGUGCAGGACAGCACCAAGUUCACGCAGCCGCACCGCGUCUACAGAAACCACAUCUACGUCUACCCCAAACACCUCAAGUACGACGGCCAGAAGAGCUUUGCCAAGGCUCGUAACCUCGCAGUCUAUGUGGAGUUCCGCAGCUCAGAUGAAGAGGUUGCCAAGCCCUUAAAGUGUAUCUACGGUAAGCCAGGAGGGCCCGUCUUCACCACAGCAGCCUGCUCCACAGUCCUACAUCACUCCCAGAAUCCAGACUUCUAUGACGAGGUGAAGAUCGAGCUCCCGACACAACUUCAUGAAAAGCACCAUCUUCUGUUCUCCUUUUACCACGUCACCUGUGACAUCAAUGCCAAGACAAAUGCAAAGAGGAAAGAGACCUUGGAGACUCCAGUGGGGUAUUCUUGGCUGCCGGUUCUCAAAGAGGGCCGCGUCUCAUCUCAGGAGUUCAGCAUCUCCGUUUCCUGUAACCUGCCGCCUGGAUACCUGGCCAUCAAGGAAGCCAGCAGCUCCAAGAACGGAGCUGACGUGAAAUGGGUCGAUGGAGGGAAACCUAUCUUUAAAGUGUCCACCAAUGUCAUCUCCACCGUAUACACUCAGGACCCCCACCUGAACCGUUUCUUCCAGCAGUGCCAGAAGAGAGAGCUGGACCUCUCUCAGCCUCCUACCUCCAACUUCCUUAACUGCCUGAAGGGUCUCCUCAGUAUGGAGAGAAUCCCAGUGAUAGUUCGUUUUCUGCCUGUGCUCUUCAACCAGCUGUUCAAGGUUUUAACUCAGAAUGAUAACGACGAGGUCACUACUGCCACCACCAGAGUUUUGGUCCAUCUUGUUGCCAAAUGCCACGAAGAAAACCUGGACCACUACCUGCACUCCUACAUAAAGUAUGUGUUCAAGUCAGAGGCGCAUGGCUUCAGGACUGUUCACGAGGAGCUGGCUAAAGGGAUGACCUUUGACCUGAAGAGCAAUGAACAGGCAGCAGUCAAGAAUGCUCUGAAGUUCUCCUGGUUCUUCUUUGAGCUCAUCGUCAAGUCCAUGGCCCAACAUUUGGAUGACUCUGACAAAGUAAAGCUUCCGAGGCCGCAGCGUUUCCCCUCGUCCUACCUGAGCCGCAUGGAGACGCUGGUGGAGACGGUGUCCGAGCACAUCUUCUGGAAGAACAAGGAACUGGCAGAGGAAACGCGCAGUGCCAACUUAGCCGUGGCAGCUUUUGUCAAGCGCUGCUUCACUCUGAUGGACAGAGGCUUCACAUUCAAACUGAUCAGCAACUAUGUGAACAUGAUCACCGCUACUGACAGCAAGGUCCUGUGUGAGCUGAAGUUUGAAUUCCUGAGAGAGGUGUGCAACCACGAGCACUACAUCCCUCUCAGCCUGCCCUUACCCUCGGCUCGCAUCACAGACCAUGCAUCCCCAGAGCCACAAACUACCCAUGUGUCGGUGCCCGAGUACAAUCUGACCGGAGAGUUCUGCAGGAAACACUUCCUGACCGGCCUGUUGCUGAGGGAAUUGGGGCUUGCCCUCCAGGAUGAGCAGGACCUGAGACACCUAGCCUUGGCCACCCUGAAGACGCUUAUGGCCAAACACUCUCUGGACGCACGAUAUGCCACCAAGGAGAAACAGGCCAGGAUUGCGUCUCUCUACCUGCCCCUGUACGGCCUGAUCCUGGACAACAUGCCUCGAUUCUUCCUCAGGGACAUCUUCCCCAUCUACUUCACUUCUAGUGACCAAGGUUCUCGAGAUGACCUCAGCGUGGGAGUGGCUGGAGGGAUUAUCCCUGUCACUCGCCACGGCCACUCGGUGGACGCCUCCUUUUCCAAAGAAGUACUCAACUCCAUUACAGCCUUCUCGUCCUUGGCAGUUGCUACGGGUAACCAGGCCGAUUCUCGAGGCUCUCUGAUCAGCGUGGACUCAAACCCUAGCAACAGUGACAGGAACAGUGAGAAGAUGGAUGGAUGUGAGAAGUUUGCACGACCCCAGUCCCUGAUAGGCUACGGUUCACGCUGCGACAAGCUGGACCAGGCGGAGACCCGCGGCCUCCUCAUGUGCUUUCUGCACAUCAUGAAAACCAUAUCUGAAGAGGUACUGGUGUCCUAUUGGCACAGGGCCAUUCAUCAGGAAAUCUCAGACUUCUUCAACAUCCUGGAGUUGUGUCUGCAGCACUUCAGGUUCCUCGGAAAACGCCACAUAGCCAGGAAGCUAGCAGCGGCACUAAAGCUGGCCCAGUCAACCCAGGCCAAUGGCACCUUGAAGGGCUCUAACCACCCCACCACUCAACCCUCAAGCAUCUUCCCACAAUGGAUGGCGUCCGGAGGGGAAGGCCACCGGCACGCCCGCUCUCAAACCAUGCCCAUCAUCAGGGGCAAGAACGCCCUCACCAACCCCAAGCUGCUGCAGAUGAUGGAAACAGAUGCGAGCAUUCAGGAUGGGGACUCGCUGAGUCCUACAGACAUCGAGGCAAACUUGUCCACUGAAGUGGCGCUCACUGUGCUGGAUGUGCUAGAGCUCUUUGUUCACCAUCACAAGAAGCAGCUGUUGCUGGAUGAUGGCCAGAACACUCUGAUGAAGAAGGUGCUGGACACCUACUUGCUCUUCUUUCAGAUCAACCAAUCAACUGCCACUCUACGGCAUGUCUUCGCUGCACUCAGGCUUUUUGUACAAAAGUUCCCCAGUGCAUUUUUCCAGGGUAAGGCAGACCUGUGUGGCUGUCUGUGCUAUGAGAUCCUCAAGUGCUGUAACCAUCGAUCCAGCUCCACCCAGAUGGAGGCAGCUGCCCUGCUGUAUUUUUUCAUGAGAAAAAACUUUGAGUUUACCAAGGGCAAGUCUAUAGUCCGCUCACAUCUGCAGGUUAUCAAAGCUGUGAGCCAGCUGAUAGCAGAUGCUGGAAUUGGAGGCUCAAGGUUUCAACAGUCGCUGGCCAUCAUCAACAACUUUGCCAACGGAGACGCACCACUCAAGAACACUCCAUUCCCUGCUGAGGUGAAGGACCUAACCAAACGAAUCAGGACGGUUCUGAUGGCCACAGCUCAAAUGAAGGAGCACGAGAAGGAUCCAGAAAUGCUGGUGGAUCUGCAGUACAGUCUGGCCAACUCCUACGCCAGCACGCCCGAGCUUCGUCGCACCUGGCUGGAGAGCAUGGCCAAGGUUCACGUCCGCAACGGAGAUCUCUCAGAGGCUGCUAUGUGCUACAUCCACAUCUCAGCCCUGAUCGCUGAGUCGCUGAAGAGGAGAGGCUACUGGAGAGUUGACAAGGCCAGGAUGUCCGGUGUGUCCCCCGAAGAAAGCCCUGUCUAUAAAUGUAGCUCCUUACUAACUACCUCCCGAGAUCAAGACACGUCCUUCUCCAUGGGCUGGGCAGCGUUCAUGUGCAUCAGCCCCAAUGUAAAAGAGGAAGGUGCCAUGAAGGAAGACACCGGUACACAAGACACGCCGUACACUGAGGACACCCUGGUGGAGCAGCUGGAGCUGUGCGUGGACUAUUUGUGGAAGUCGGAGCGACACGAGCUCAUCGCUGACAUCAACAAACCCGUGAUUGCCGUCUAUGAAAAGAGGAGGGACUUCAAGAGACUGUCGGAGCUGUACUACGACAUCCACCGCUCGUACCUGAAGGUGACGGAGGUGGUGAACUCAGAGAAGCGACUCUUCGGCCGCUACUACCGCGUGGCUUUCUACGGCCAGGGUUUCUUUGAGGAGGAAGAGAGCAAAGAGUUCAUCUACAAAGAGCCAAAACUCACCGGGCUUUCAGAAAUCUCCCAGAGAUUACUGAAACUCUACUCUGACAAGUUUGGAGCCGAUAAUGUGAAGAUGAUCCAGGACUCCAACAAGGUUAAUCCCAAAGACCUGGACCCCAAGUUCGCCUACAUUCAGGUGACGUACGUGGUGCCCUACUUUGACGAGAAAGAGCAGCAGGAAAAAAAGACAGAUUUCGAGAGGCAUCACAACAUCAACCGCUUUGUGUUUGAGACGCCGUUUACUCUGUCGGGAAAGAAACACGGAGAUGUGGAGGAGCAAUGCAAGAGACGCACCAUACUGACCACGAGCUCCAGCUUCCCGUAUCUAAAAAAGCGCAUCCAGGUGGUGGAGCAGCAAAGCACAGAAAUGAAUCCGAUCGAAGUAGCCAUUGAUGAGAUGUCACGGAAAGUCUCGGAGCUCAACCAGCUCUGCAACAUGGAGGAGGUGGACAUGAUCCGGCUGCAGCUGAAACUGCAGGGCAGUGUCAGCGUCAAGGUCAACGCAGGUCCUAUGGCUUACGCCAGAGCGUUCUUGGAGGAGAAGAAUGCUAAGAAAUACCCAGACAACCAGGUCAAACUUCUUAAGGAGAUCUUCAGGCAGUUUGCGGAAGCCUGUGGUCAGGCUCUGGAUGUGAACGAGCGUCUGAUCAAGGAGGACCAGCUGGAGUACCAGGAAGAGAUGAGAGCUCACUACCGGGACAUGCUGACCGAGCUGUCCGGCAUCAUGAAUGAACAGCUUCAAAAAAGUGCUCUUGCCUUCAGUACCUCCUGUCUGUCUAACAGUUCUCUGUCCACUCAUUCUAAGACUGAUUCCUCACACAAGACAACCAGGAACGGAGCGGCACAGCACCUACUGAACGGCCACUAGACUCACCAGAAAUUCUUUGUGCCAGUUCGAGCCUCAGAGCGGCUCAUUCGUUUAUUUCUGACUCUAGUCUCUUUUUUAAAUUUUUUUUAUUUCAUUUUUCCUGCUGCAGGGAGCAGCGAGCUAGUAGAACUGUGACUGACGGCGAGUGUAGAGAAAACAAGGCAAGAAGAAGUGUGUAGACUGUGGUUGUGGUAGUCCGUAGUCUUGUCGUUGAAUUUUGACCGUCUACAGUAGAGGCCAGGCUGCUGGACUGUUAGCGUGUUUUGGUUUUAGAGACUCAAUCCGUGUGUCGUAUAGGUCCCCCCCGCCCCGACCAACUGACUCAUCAGCUUACACAAACAAACACAUACGUUGGUAUACACAAACACACGACAUGCGCCUUCUCUCCACGACCCCGACCCUUUAGAGAACAGUGACCUUACUGAGCUUGAGGUGCGUUCAGCCGCAGCGCGUGUAAUAUACAGUUUUCUGGUGCAACUUUUUUUUUACAUUUUCCCCCGUGGAAUAUCGUUGUACUUCAAACUAUCAAUCCUUCAAGAUGACUAAUGUGAAGAAAAAAAAAAAAGAAUUUGAAGAGUUGAAUACAGGUCUCAAUUAACCAAGAGUCCCAAGGGUUGAACGCACCUCCGGUUCUUGUUUGAAUGUAGAGCAGCUCCACAUUGCUACUUUGUAUCCUUGCUAACAUUCUGGAAAUAUCAGCUUGCCAAUUUUCAAACGGAAAAAAAAGAAAAGAAAAGAAAAUUAUGUUUUGUAACAUUUUUAUAAUUGAAAUCGCAUUGUUACUGUUAUUAUUUCCUGUACUGUUUUGAAUUGUAAAUAA